This is a messenger RNA of Austrofundulus limnaeus, 852 nucleotides long. RefSeq names its product basic salivary proline-rich protein 2-like. Lineage: Eukaryota; Metazoa; Chordata; Actinopteri; Cyprinodontiformes; Rivulidae. Bases 1 to 852 code for a protein of 283 amino acids. The record is from RefSeq and is a predicted model, not a curated record. The transcript is spliced from 4 exons.
AUGCCCAAGCACCCAGCCCCAGACAUUGAGAGCCACCAGCGCACCAGCAGGCAAAGGUACACCCCAACAGAGGGCAGUGCGACAGGAGAGGUGAAGCCCACCACUAGCAGUGGGCCCUCAGACAAGACGGACGCCACACUCCACUCACCUUCCCAAUACACACACUAUACCCCCCAGGUCCAGGACACGUACCCGCCUCCUACAGAGGGCAGGUCAUAUCUGAACCCAGGGGGUAAACCCAUUCAUACUGGGAUGGAGAAGAGCAGACAGCCAAGACCCGGCCUGGGCUGCACCAGACAGACCGCCAGGCCCGGGGAGCCCCAGACCAUGGACAAAAACAAAGCCCAGGGGAACACAAGAGAAGGGUGCAAACAAUCCAUCCACCCCAGAGCCAUCCAGACCCCCAAGACCAGACCCCCAGCCACACAGUCAGCCCUCAACCAAAAGAGGCCACCGAACCCCAGCAAGGAAGGUUCGGCCGUGAGUGCCCACCCAGCCGCCAGCAGGGCAAGGAGGCACCGAGAGCGAGCCCCGCCACAACGAAGGGACCAACCAGCUGCCCCACACACCGAAGGCUCCCAGUCCAGAGCCGGGCACCAGGGCACAAAACGGCCAGAGCCCGGCAACCGCCCGCCAGGACCCAAGUCCCCCAGUCCCGAACAGGACCACAGCCCAGGGGCAGCACGGCCCCAGAACCCUAAGUCCCCCGUGCCCAUCCCGAAACCACCCCAGCACAGCAAGACCACCGGAUCGGUGACCUAUGACUGCCGCUACAGACCACCUGAGGGCCCGCAUGCAGCCACCAGAAGGUCUCCCCCAAAACCACCAAUGCCCACCCCGGGGCGAGAGUAG